AACAAUAUGGCGGAAGAAGUAGAGAGCGAUGUUAUUACAGAAAAUACUACUGAAAUGGAAGAAAAGAUCGAAUAUCCCCUGGAUGUGAAGUACUGUGGAGUGUGCAGUUUACCUUUGGAGUACUGUGAAUACACUGCAGAGUAUGAGAAAUGCAAGGAGUGGUUAAAAGCAAAUAUUCCUGAUGCUUAUGAGGCACUUAUUGGUCAGGUUGCAGACCAAUUGGGUGAUGUGGAAGUAAGUGAAGGAGCAGCCAAAAAAAAGCAGACUAGAGGUGGCAAAGGGGUUGUCAGAGCUCCAAAGAAAAAGAAUGUAAAAAAAAAGGUAACGCUUUCAAGAGCUCAGAGAAAUAAGAAGAAAUAUGUGACAGUUGUUACUGGACUGGGUACAUUUGAUAUUGACCUGAAAAAAGCUGCAAAGAGCUUCGCCCAAAAGUACUCGUGUGGAUCGUCAGUGACGGGUGAUGAUGAAAUUGUUAUCCAGGGAGAUGUUUUAGAUGAUCUACUAGAUUUCAUUCCAGAGAAAUGGCCAGAGAUUGAUGACGAUAGCAUAGAUGAUCUCGGAGAUCAGAAGAGAUGAUAGUUUUGAAUUUAUUCAAUUUCUUGUAACUAAAUUAAAAGCUAAACCAUAAUUUCAUUCACUCCUGUUAGGCGCUUGCCAAGGAGCCUCUGUUAGUGAAUUCGAUUCUUCUCCAGUUCUAAAAUAUCGGUGAAGAGAAAUAUCUACACCUGCAAAAUUUGUGAAGGUAGAUUCACGACUUAUAACCGGUCGUCCUAUUACUCUUCAUCCAAGUUUUCCCUUUCCUUUCGUUUUCCUGUUUUUCAAUCACUAUUCCGAAGAAUUUUUUUGCAAUGCUGCUAAUAUACCUCAAAGGACUCAUGCAUCUCUUUUUGUCAAUCCUUUGCCUUAUGGGCCCUUUCCCGUAGAUAAAGGUAUGAAUAAAAUUGACGCUGUUCUUUGUAAAGGAAUAGCAAAUGGUUCAGUGACCGUAA
Molecule: messenger RNA, 989 nt
Organism: Pocillopora verrucosa
Lineage: Eukaryota; Metazoa; Cnidaria; Anthozoa; Scleractinia; Pocilloporidae
Product: density-regulated protein homolog
Biological process (GO): translation reinitiation; formation of translation preinitiation complex
Molecular function (GO): translation initiation factor activity; mRNA binding
Source: RefSeq, a predicted model, not a curated record